Molecule: messenger RNA, 2728 nt
Organism: Rhinopithecus roxellana (golden snub-nosed monkey)
Lineage: Eukaryota; Metazoa; Chordata; Mammalia; Primates; Cercopithecidae
Product: disintegrin and metalloproteinase domain-containing protein 32
Exons: 25
Coding region: 145-2610 (821 amino acids)
Biological process (GO): binding of sperm to zona pellucida; proteolysis; cell adhesion
Cellular component (GO): plasma membrane
Molecular function (GO): metalloendopeptidase activity
Source: RefSeq, a predicted model, not a curated record
UGGCUCCAGCAACCACGCAGCGGGGUGCGCCGCGAAGGGAGCUGGAUGUUUUAGUCUCGGGGCACCCGCCGCGGGCUCUUAGUGUUCCGGACGCUGAACACCGAGAGCACCCCGGGCUCCGGGGCCUCCGGAGAACGCUGCCCCAUGAACGCGCGGGGAGCGGCCCCCGGCGUCCGCGCGUACCCGGCAACUCCCGGCGUCCCAACGGCUUCCCGCUGGCAGCCCCGAAGCCGCACCAUGUUCCGCCUCUGGUUGCUGCUGGCCCGGCUCUGCGGCCUCCUGGCGUCAAGACCCGGUUUUCAAAAUUCACUUCUACAAAUCGUAAUUCCAGAGAAAAUCGAAACAAAUACAAGUGACAGUUCAGAAAUAGAAUACGAACAAAUAUCCUAUAUUAUUCCAAUAGAUGAGAAACCGUACACUGUGCACCUUAAACAAAGAUAUUUUUUAGCAGAUAAUUUUAUGAUUUAUUUGUAUGAUCAAGGAUCCAUGAAUGCUCAUUCUUCAGAUAUUCAGACUCAAUGCUACUAUCAAGGAAAUAUUGAAGGAUAUCCAGAUUCCAUGGUCACACUCAACAUGUGCUCUGGACUGAGAGGAAUACUGCAAUUUGAAAAUGCUUCUUAUGCAAUUGAGCCUCUGGAAUCUGCAGUUGAAUUUCAGCAUGUUCUUUACAAAUUAGAGAAUGAAGACAAUGAUAUUGCAAUUUUUAGUGAAAAUAACAGAAGCCUGGAAGAACACACAAUGGAUGACAACAUUUUUAUAAGUGAACAAUCAGAACCAGCUGUUCCAGAUUUGUUUCCUCUUUAUCUAGAAAUGCAUAUUGUGGUGGACAAAGCUUUGUAUGAUUACUGGGGCUCUGAUAGCAUGAUAGUGACAAAUAAAGUCAUUGAAAUUGUUGGCCUUGCAAAUUCAAUGUUUACCCAAUUUAAAGUUACUAUUGUGCUGUCGUCAUUGGAGGUUUGGUCACAUGAAAAUAAGAUUUCUACAGUUGGUGAGGCAGAUGAAUUAUUGCAAAGAUUUUUAGAAUGGAAACAAUCUUAUCUUAACCUAAGGCCUCAUGAUAUUGCGUAUCUACUAAUUUAUAGAGAUUAUCCUGAUUAUGUGGGAGCAACAUUUCCUGGAAAGAUGUGUAUUACUCGUUAUUCUGCAGGAGUUGCACUGUACCCCAAGGAGAUAACUCUGGAGGCAUUUUCAGUUAUUGUCACCCAGAUGCUGGCACUCAGUCUGGGAAUAUCAUAUGAUGAUCCAAAGAAAUGUCGAUGUUCAGAAUCCAUCUGCAUAAUGAAUCCAGAAGCUUUGCAAUCCAAUGGUGUGAAGACUUUUAGCAGUUGCAGUUUGAGGAGCUUUCAAAAUUUCAUUUCAAAUGUGGGUGCCAAAUGUCUUCAGAAUAAGCCACAAAUGCAAAAAAAAUCUCCAAAACCAGUCUGUGGCAACGGCAGGUUGGAGGGAAGUGAAAUCUGUGAUUGUGGUACUGAAGCUCAAUGUGGACCUGCAAGCUGUUGUGAUUUUCGAACUUGUGUGCUGAAAGACGGAGCAAAAUGUUAUAGAGGAUCAUGCUGCAGAGACUGUCAAAUUUUACAAUCAGGUGUUGAAUGUAGGCCAAAAGCACAUCCUGAAUGUGACAUUGCUGAAAAUUGUAAUGGAAGCUCACCAGAGUGUGGUCCUGACAUAACUUUAUUCAAUGGACUUCCAUGCAAAAAUAGCAAGUUUAUUUGUUAUGAUGGAGACUGCCAUGAUCUUGAUGCACGUUGUGAGAGUGUAUUUGGAAAAGGUUCAAGAAAUGCUCCAUUUGCCUGCUAUGAAGAAAUACAAUCUCAAGCAGACAGAUUUGGGAACUGUGGCAGGGAUAGAAAUAAUAAAUAUGUGUUCUGUGGAUGGAGGAAUCUUAUAUGUGGAAGAUUAGUUUGUACCUACCCUACUCGAAAGCCUUUCCAUCAAGAAAAUGGUGAUGUGAUUUAUGCUUUCGUACGAGAUUCUGUGUGUGUAACUGUAGACUACAAAUUGCCUCGAACAGUUCCAGAUCCACUGACUGUCAAAAAUGGCUCUCAGUGUGAUGUUGGGAGGAUUUGUAUAAAUCGUGAAUGUGUAGAAUCAAGGAAAAUUAAGGCUUUAGCACUUGUUUGUUCUGAACAUCUUUGUUCUGGACAUGGAGUGUGUGAUUCCAGAAAAAACUGCAUUUGUUCACCAGGCUAUAAUCCUCCAAGCUGCCAAACACGUUCCAAAGGUUUUUCCAUAUUUCCUAAGGAAGACAUGGAUUCAAUCAUGGAAAGAGCAUCUGGGAGGACUGAAAACACCUGGCUUCUAGGUUUCUCCAUUGUUCUUCCUAUUCUCAUUGUAACAACCAUAGUAGUUUUGGCAAGGAAGCAGUUGAAAAAGUGGUUCAUCAAGGAAGAGGAAUUCCCAAGUAGCGAAUCUAAAUCAGAAGGUAGCACUCAGACAUAUGCCAGCCAAUCCAUCUCAGAAGGCAGCACUGAGACAUAUGCCAGCCAAACCAGAUCAGAAAGCAGCGGUCAAGCUGAUACUAGCAAAUCCAAAUCAGAAGAUAGUACCCAAGCAUAUACUAGCAGAUCCAAAUCACAGGAAAGUACCCAAACACAAAGCAGUAGUAACUAGUGGUUCCUUCAGAAGGCAACGGAUAACAUCGAGAGUCUCGCUAAGAAAUGAAAAUUCUGUCUUUCCUUGCGUGGUCACAGCUGAAAGAAACAAUAAAUUGAGUGUGGAUCAAUUUGCA